This is a messenger RNA of Hibiscus syriacus, 1462 nucleotides long. Its product is annotated as 1-aminocyclopropane-1-carboxylate oxidase homolog 1-like. NCBI's taxonomy places the organism in Eukaryota, Viridiplantae, Streptophyta, Magnoliopsida, Malvales, Malvaceae. The record is from RefSeq and is a predicted model, not a curated record. Bases 206 to 1303 code for a protein of 365 amino acids. The transcript is spliced from 3 exons.
GCAAGUGGUGCCAAGUUGCAUCACAAGAUUACAAAAAUAAGGCCUAAAAUGACUGCCAUUAAUGGUGGUGUGCAAUUAACCACUGCCCAUAUCUUCAUGGAGUCCCCAAAGAUAAUAACACAGUGAUACUUAUCAUAAAAAAAAAAAAUUAGUCAACACCUCCUAUUCAUUCAUCUCCUUCCCCCUCUUUCUAAUCCAACAAGAAAUGGCGACAGUCAACAUGGCUGGGUACGAUAGAGCAACCGAACUCAAAGCUUUCGACGACACAAAGGCUGGUGUUAAAGGCCUCGUUGACGGUGGAAUCACGAAGGUUCCUCGGAUAUUUCAUCAACCACCCGGGAAACUCAAGAAAAUACCUGUUUCAAAAGAUUCCCAGUUCGGUAUACCGGUCAUAGACCUUGAAGGAGCGAAGCAAGAUCCGACUACUCGAAAGGAAAUAGUGGAUAAAGUCGGGGACGCGUCAAAGAAACUUGGUUUUUUCCAGGUGAUCAACCAUGGAAUUCCAGUUAGUGUCUUGGAGGAGAUGAAGGAUGGUGUGAGGAGGUUUUAUGAACAAGAUGAUGAAGCGAAAAAGCAAUAUUAUACUCGUGAUUAUACGAAACCGGUGGUUUAUAACAGCAAUUUCGAUCUGUAUACUGGUUUAGCGGUCAAUUGGAGAGAUACAUUCUUCAGCCUUAUGGCUCCAAAUCCCCCUAAGAUGGAAGAUCUGCCAGCAGUUUGCAGGGAUAUAAUGGCGACGUACUCGAAACAAGUGCAGAAUUUGGGUGAUUUGCUGCUGGAGUUGCUUUCUGAGGCUCUUGAGCUGAACCCUGAUCACUUGAAAGACAUCGAUUGUGGCAGGGGGCUUGCCAUGCUAUGCCAUUACUAUCCAGGGUGUCCUGAGCCAGAAUUAGCAUUAGGAACAAGUAAACACACAGACAAUGAUUUUUUCACUGUGCUUCUGCAAGAUCAUAUUGGUGGUCUCCAAGUACUUCAUGAGGAUAAAUGGAUUGAUGUACCUUAUUCUCCGGGGGCCCUAGUGAUUAACAUCGGCGAUCUUUUACAGCUUAUAUCAAAUGAUGCUUUCAUAAGCGUGGAGCAUAGAGUGCUGGCAAGCUCGUUGGGACCGAGAGUUUCGGUGGCAUGUUUUUUUAGCACUUCGGUCAUGUCGGACUCGAGACUAUAUGGACCGAUCAAGGAGUUGUUGUCGGAAGAGAAUCCUCCGAAAUACAGGGAAACCACAGUGAGAGAUUAUGUUGUGUACUCCAACGGAAGAGGCCUCGACGUCGACGGUACUUCUUCCUUGCUGCAUUUCAGGUUAUGAUCCCAUGAACAUGAUGCCAUUUGGAGGAUUCAAGACAAGGAUGCCAUGGUUGAAUAGUCCGUUCAAACAAAUCUUCUCUCAAUAGUUGUUAGUCCUACAAGAUCUGAGUAGUCCGUAGCACGAAAGUAAACAUAGAGAUUUGAAAAGUGGAUAUCAAUA